This is a messenger RNA of Struthio camelus australis, 4778 nucleotides long. NCBI's taxonomy places the organism in Eukaryota, Metazoa, Chordata, Aves, Struthioniformes, Struthionidae. The record is from RefSeq and is a predicted model, not a curated record.
AUGUCUACUCCUUUAUCGCAUGUGAGUCCUGUCGAGAUAGCUGGGCAGAGACGUUACAGGAUUUCUUUGCAGGGCUCAGCAGAUUCAUACACAAGCAGACCCUCGGACUCUGAUGUCUCUUUGGAAGAAGACAGGGAAGCAGUCCGCCAAGAAAGAGAGCAACAAGCAGCUAUACAGCUUGAAAGGGCGAAGUCCAAACCAGUAGCGUUUGCUGUUAAGACUAACGUGAGUUACUGCGGAGCACUGGAUGAAGAUGUUCCUGUCCCAAGCACUGCUAUCUCUUUUGAUGCCAAGGACUUUCUACACAUUAAAGAGAAAUAUAAUAAUGACUGGUGGAUAGGAAGGCUGGUGAAAGAGGGCUGUGAGAUUGGCUUUAUUCCAAGCCCGCUUCGACUGGAGAAUAUCCGCAGUCAGCAGGAGCAGAAGAGAGGGCGUUUCCAUGGAGGGAAAUCAAGUGGAAAUUCUUCUUCAAGUCUCGGAGAAAUGGUUUCUGGCACGUUUCGAGCCACACCCACUUCCACCGCAAAACAGAAACAAAAAGUGACAGAACAUAUUCCUCCAUAUGAUGUAGUACCGUCAAUGAGGCCUGUUGUCUUAGUGGGUCCGUCACUGAAAGGUUAUGAGGUGACAGACAUGAUGCAGAAAGCUCUCUUUGACUUCCUGAAGCACAGGUUUGAUGGGAGGAUAUCAAUAACUAGAGUGACAGCUGACAUUUCUCUUGCUAAGAGGUCUGUUCUAAAUAAUCCAAGCAAGAGGGCAAUAAUUGAGCGGUCAAAUACAAGAUCCAGUUUAGCCGAAGUACAGAGUGAAAUUGAAAGAAUCUUUGAGCUGGCAAGGUCCUUACAACUGGUUGUCCUAGAUGCAGACACGAUCAAUCACCCUGCACAACUCAUCAAGACAUCUUUAGCACCAAUUAUUGUCCAUGUUAAAGUGUCUUCUCCAAAGGUUUUGCAGCGGCUGAUUAAAUCUAGAGGAAAGUCACAAAGUAAACACUUGAAUGUUCAGUUGGUGGCAGCUGAUAAACUUGCACAAUGCCCACCAGAAAUGUUUGAUGUAAUUUUGGAUGAAAAUCAGCUCGAAGAUGCUUGUGAACACUUGGCAGAGUAUCUUGAGGCGUACUGGCGUGCUACUCACACCACCAGUAGCACACCCAUGACUCCUCUUCUUGGACGAAACUUAGGAUCCACUGCGCUUUCACCAUAUCCUGCUGCAAUCUCUGGAUUACAGGGAAAACUCACACUGAAGAUGAAAAUCACCCCUGUGCAGUGGGCUGGCUGAAGAGCCAGCGUAUGAGACAUAGCAACCAUUCUACAGAGAACUCGCCAAUUGAACGACGAAGCCUAAUGACCUCAGAUGAAAAUUAUCACAAUGAAAGGCCUGGGAAGAGCAGGAACCGCUUGUCUUCCAGUUCCCAGCACAGCCGAGAUCACUAUCCUCUAGUGGAAGAAGAAUACUCUGACUCAUACCAGGACACUUACAAACCCCAUAGGACCCGAGGAUCCCCUGGAGGAUACAGCCAUGACUCACGACAUAGGCUUUGAGUUUAAGAACCUGGGGAAAAAUAGUAUUCAUCAGUUGAUAACUUGCCAUAACGUAGCUAGGAAAAAUAAAUCAUCUUAAUUUGGCAGAUGUAACAUGGUUACACUGAAGUUACACUCUGCUGUCAUUUGAUGUCAAGUAGGGGGCAAAAAAAAGUUACCAUGCCCUUAUGUUUAUGCCCAACCACUUAGGUUGUUUUUUUGUUGAUUUUUGUUGAUUUUCUUUUUUUUAGUACAGCAUUUGCAUCUAUGGCCAUACCUUUUUCUCAUCACUAGAUAUUAGACUCAUCAGUUUGUAAUUUAGGGUACUUAUCAAGGCACUUAUAAAAAAUUUCCUGUGCUGGAAAUUCCAAAUGACCAGUUCCAGUUGGAACCAAUUUAUAAACCAAUUCCUGUUGGAAUUUGGGUGAAUUGACUGGAAAGUCGACUUGAGCAUGUUGCAAUCAAUUUAAAAAAAUGGAAAUGAAAAAUCUGAAAACUACCACUAGAAGCCAGAAAAUCAGCUACAGUAUUUGUUCGCUGGAAGCUAAAUUUAUAUUUAAAGUUAAAAUACAAGCAUUUUGGUCUAACCACGUAUUUCCAGAAUGGCUUUUUCAGACAAACCGAAUGUUAACUGUCUAUCGUGCCAAAUAUCGCAAAUUAAUGCAGCAGUUACAGAAUACUUUCCAGUUUAAAAUUAUUUUUAAAUCUGGCAUGAAUGUUGCAGCAGAAUGAUUUUUUUAGUUUAGCCCAUACUGACACUUUUGCUGUGGUUAGCAGCGAUGAACUAUGACAGGAUAAGGGGAAACAGAAACAGGAAAAUGAACAAACUCGAGGACAGUUUGUGUGAUUAGAGUUGGAGAAGAGUCGUUUCUUUCUCUUGUUUACCUGAAUACAGCUAGUAGUCCCAAAAUAGAACAUCAGUGUAUAGAGAUGUAAUCUUUUUCCUCCCGUUUUUAAUAUUCUGCCCUUUUAAAUGGAAAAUAAGACACUCUCCUUACCCAGUGUAUAGAGUACCUACAUUCCAGUACAUCUGAGUACCUAUAUGUUACAUCUUUCAAAACCCAUCUUUGAAUGUCUGCAAACUCCAGCAUCGCACAAGAAUUCUCCAGAAGAACAGCUGUUUAAAAUUUAGUGGAUGAAAUCUAAGGGUUUUUUUUUUUUAACAUUUGGAAAUGAGGAAAAUUCAGAAUAACAUGUUGGUCAGAAUUGGCUUGCAAUAACAAUAAGAGUAUCAAAAAAAAAUAACCCUGCUCACAGUAACUUUGUAGAGCUGACAUUUUUAAUUCAGAGAACUACGAUAACUCUUUGGAGAUAUUGCUGCCUUACUUCCUAACAAAAACUUCUUUUCACCUACUGAGUCUUCAGUAUUUUUAAAGAGAUAAAUUUAUGUAAUUGGACCUUAUGUCUUACAUUAUCAAUGAAGCCUUAGAUCCAAUGUGAUUGAAAAAAUUACCAUAAUUGACCAUUUUAUACGACCCAUUGAUGUAUUUAAGCAGAGACUCCUAAAGUUCCGCACUGCAUGCGUUUUCUAAAGUUGACUGAACUAUGCUGAACAUGCAUUUUUUAUGCAGGUUCAUGUCAAAACUAUUUUUUUGACAAUGAGGAUCAUUAAUUUUUGUAUUUGCUUAUUUUCUUCCCAAAGCCUACUAAAGUAGGCUCCAAAAGCAUGUAGCAGUAAAUCCAUUUCCUGAGUAUUAUGAGGUCUUCUACUUUCUGGACCAAUUUGCAAAGAUCACUGAUAUUUUCCACCACUCUUGAGCCUGGUUAUCUUCUUGAAGUUAACAACUAGAAAAAUAACUCAUCUCAUAUCUGGUACAACCAAAAGUAACGUACAUCUCUAGCAGCGUUAGAAGAUAGCGGAUGCAUGAUUAGUUUUUUGAACAGCUACUGCCUAAAAGAAGGCCUUGAACAUCACUGGAUGAUUCAAACGGGCCAGUUACCAAGAUCAAAAAUGUAACAUAUCUGCAUCCAGUGGAGUAACAGAGUUAAGAAUGGCUAUGAAAGUCCUGAUCCUGUUUGACUUUCUCAGGCUGAAUUGCUGCUGAUUCCAAAGAGCGUUUAGCCUGAGGAAGCACUGCAGGAUCUGGUCUGGGAAUGGUAGCUUAAGCUGUCUUCUCUGAUAUUUUCUGCUAUAGCACAGUGGAGCGUUCUCCAGUAAUUUUUACAAAUAUUUGUUACAUGUACAGCACACAUACCUGCAUGAGAAAGAAGGCAUUAGGCAAAACAUUUUUUCUAUAAGCUUUAAUAAGUUUCUUGUUUGUGUGCAUUAAAGUAUUAAUUGCAAAGGAUGCACUGAGAUGUAUAAACCUAGAUUAGACAACUGUUUAUCUUUAUUCUGUAGUAGCAUUAGGGAUCAGACCAUUAACUGCUUGAAGAUAUUUGCAUUUUAAUGGCAGGUAGCUGCAAAGCACCUACAUAUAUUUUCUAGUGAACAAGGUUACUGCUUUAUCAUUUCCUAGACAAAAAACGUCAUUUAUUCCUAGAGCCUUUUGGAGCCUUGUUUUUAAGUCUUCCAUGUCAUGCUAGUAAAAGGAAAGAUGGACACAAUACAUAUGCACAAAUCCCAUCAACUGCAGCGUCUGAAGUGCCAAAACUACUUUGUUCUAAUAAAAACAAGCUUUUGAGGGAAGUCGUGCAUCGUCUUGAGAGAACACGUUGAGUUCCUUUAUUGUGUGGGCUUAAGUUUACUCUUUUAUUUAGUUUACCCUCUUCUCCCCCACAUCCAUUCCAUUUUGAUGUAAGCGAUCAGUUAUAAAAGAUCCAGCCGAACUCCCUGCUUGGUGUUUUUUUUUAUUCUUUGAAGAUAGUUAUAUCUUUAAGUAUGAAUAUACCGAACAGGCUAAUAGUUUGUUAAUUUAUUCUAGAUACAAGCUAUUGGAACUCUUUCAUUUUAAAAAUAAUUUUUAGGAAACACAGUAAUCAAUAACAGUUGCAAUGUUGAUCAGGACAUGUAAACUCAUAGUAUUUGUAUUAGAACUUCAGCAAUGCUAACCAGCUGUAUUGUGAUUUAUUACGCGAUGGCGCUAUAUGAAAUCGUGAAGUUCAUGUAUUCCUGAAUGAAUACGAGUAAGACUAAUUUUCCAGUUCUCAUGCCAUUUCUUGUUGUUGUAACAGAGCUCUGUUCCUAAGCUCUGGCUUAUACAGAGGAUUUUAGAAACGUUUAUAAAAUGUUGAUGGGUUUUUGUUAUCUGACUUUUUCAUUAGGACGCUUUGGGAUUAAUGCUAAUUUAGUCAAUAAAGGUGACAUGACAAUCUUAA